Messenger RNA from Cokeromyces recurvatus, 1024 nucleotides. RefSeq lists its product as uncharacterized. The record is from RefSeq and is a predicted model, not a curated record. Lineage: Eukaryota; Fungi; Mucoromycota; Mucoromycetes; Mucorales; Mucoraceae. Bases 13 to 981 code for a protein of 322 amino acids. The transcript is spliced from 3 exons.
UAAUAAUAUAAAAUGUCAAAUCCCCAAGUUAUUUUGCACUGGUAUCCUAGUUCUCCUUUCUGUCAGAAAGUUAUAUGGGCACUUCAAUAUAAAAAAGUUGAUUUUAAAUUAGUUCUUAUUUCACCUAUUGAGCCUCGUCCUCUUCGUCGUCCCCUUGAUGGUGGAUAUCGUAGAACUCCAGUUCUUCAAAUUGGUAACCAUACAUACUGCGAUACAAAAUUGAUAUUUGAUGAAUUAGAAGCAAGAUUCCCUGAACCCAGCUUUUAUCCAGUGGGUCCUGAUGGUAAAACUACCAAAGCCCAAAUUAAAGGUCUUGCUCGUUGGACAGAUGGCCCGCUUUUCAUGUCAAUCGUCUCACAAAUCCCUUGGGAAGUCGUGGGAGAAGUAUUUGUUCAAGAUCGUUCAAAAUUUAUUGGAAACUCAAUCAAUAUUGAACAAGCUAAAUUGGCUAGACCUUAUAUGGUUCAAGCUGUUCAAUCUGAAAUCAAGUUAAUAGAUGCAUUUAUAUGUGAACAUCAUGAAGAUGGUAAGCUUUGGGCUUUAGGAACUCAGACUCUAUCUUUACUUGAUCUUCAUUUUGCUAUGGCUACAUGGUUUUCCAAGAAUUUUGUAGGGGAUGCUUGGUUUAACUCUACUGUCCCUACCUUGACUGCUCAUCUAGAUAAAGUCUUGGCUACUGUUCAUUAUGCUGAUCUUGAUAAAAUAAAAACGAUAGAACCUAAAGAAGCACUCAAAAUAGCUAAAGAAGAAUCAUGGACCUUGACGAAUUCUAUUCAUGAUGGUUCGUUAAAUAUUGAAUUAGGCCAACUGGUUCAUGUAUCACCUACAGACUCGGGUUUAAUGCCUGCUAAAGGUGCCUUGGUUCAUAGCACCGAGUGUGAAACAGUCAUUGAACAUCAGGAGGAAGAAUACAACUUUACCUCCUACACACAUUUUCCUGUUAUUGGUUUUGUUGUCCUUCCUCAAACUUCCAAACUUUAGUUGUUUAAAUAAAAUGUCGUAAUUUUUAUUAUUAUUAAUGCAU